This is a messenger RNA of Sorex fumeus (smoky shrew), 618 nucleotides long. Its product is annotated as CD209 antigen-like protein C. The coding region runs from base 1 to 618 and encodes 205 amino acids. The record is from RefSeq and is a predicted model, not a curated record. Lineage: Eukaryota; Metazoa; Chordata; Mammalia; Eulipotyphla; Soricidae. The transcript has 6 exons.
AUGGCUGAGGAGGAGGCUGGAAUAUUCCAGAACGUGAGGAGGCAGUCAGGGCGCCUGCCCCGGGGCAGCCUGUCUCUGUUUCAGCUUCUCAUCAGCCUGAUCUUCUUCCUGGUCCUCCUCAUCAUCUUGGCCCACGCUGAUGCGCGUGAGCAACAGAUUCAGGCCGGUCUUCAGUUGAUCAACCAGCAGCUUGCCCAGAUAAACGACUCCCUGGAGAGGCUCUGCCGUGCCUGCCCUUGGGGCUGGGAGCACUUUCGGGGAAGCUGCUACCUGUACUCCAGGUCCGCAGGAGAUUGGCUCCAUGCUAUGUCCGCCUGUCGGCGCAAGAAUUCCCAGCUGGUGAUCGUCAACAGUGCCCCGGAGGCGAAAUUCCUACAAUUUUGGGAAGUGCAGAAGAAGGGUCUGUGGAUUGGCCUCAGCGACCACCACGAUGAGGGGUCCUGGCAGUGGAUAGACGGAAGCCCCCUCAAUAUCAGCUUCUGGAAACCAGGAGAACCCAACAACGAAGGCGAUGAGGACUGUGUGGAAUUGUACAAUGAUGGCUGGAACGAUAUCCCGUGUAGUCAAGAGAAGCCGUGGAUUUGUGAGAAGCCCGCGGUGUCCUGCUCCCAACCGUGA